GUGUGGAGAGCCCGGCUCGCCGCGGGCUCCCUCCCUUCCCGCCACCUCAGGCCACCCCGCCCGGCGCUGGCGCGGGGCCGGAGGGAGUCCGCGGCGGGCGCCCGGCGGGGGCGGAGGGGCCGCGCCCGCGUGUGCGGAGCGAGGGAGGGCCGGAGGAAGGAGGGAAGGGCACAAAGGCCGGCGGCGGGCGCCGGGGUCCGGCCGGCCGGCCGUGGAGGAGGGGCGCCUCGCGUCCGCUCAUGAAUAUUAACCGAGCCUGCGGCCUAGCGCGUCCCGGCCGGGCCCGGCGCCCGGCCCGCGUCCCCGCUCCUGCUCGCCGCCGCGCCGCGCAAGCUGGGCCAGGCGGGCUGGGAAGGGAGAGGUCUCUCUGGGAGCUGACGUUCCAGCCUUCGAGACCCACUCGGAUUCCUCCUGGUCUGGGAGUCACGCCGAGGAGGAGGGGGACCGCGGUCUGCAGUUGGCCUCGUUAGCUGCCGAGAAGACCCAUCGUCUUUGUUUUUCAAGUCUUGAGAAAUGGACGAAGACGGUGAAGUCAGUUGAAGUCCGGAGAAAAAAAUCAUCGGGGCGUUUUGAAGGGGCUUCACCAAAACAUUUCAUUCCCUGGCACGUUACUUGUUUCACCAGCCCUGCACCUCCCGGGAGCCUGGUGUGGAAUUCUUCCCCUUUUGGUGUGUGGUGGCAUUCCUCCCCCCAAUGUGGACUCCAAAGGGUCGGUCCCUUCUUUGUCAUUUGAAAUGAAAUGAUGGCCACACGUCGGACCGGGCUACCGGAGGGAGAUGGUGACAAGCUCAAGGCCUGUGCGUCCCCCACGUGUGAGGUAUCAAAGAGUAAAGAUGGAAAAGAACAAAGUGAAACUGUAUCACCAUCCGAAGAUGAAACAUUCUCCUGGCCAGGUCCCAAAACAGUUAUGUUGAAAAGAACAUCUCAAGGCUUUGGUUUUACAUUGAGGCAUUUUAUUGUUUAUCCCCCAGAGUCUGCAAUUCAAUUUUCAUAUAAGGAUGAAGAAAAUGGCAACAGAGGAGGAAAACCAAGAAACCGCUUGGAACCAAUGGACACCAUAUUUGUUAAACAGGUUAAAGAAGGGGGACCUGCUUUUGAAGCUGGAUUAUGCACAGGUGAUCGAAUUAUAAAAGUCAAUGGAGAAAGUGUUAUUGGAAAGACCUAUUCCCAAGUAAUUGCUUUAAUUCAGAACAGUGAUACAACAUUGGAACUUAGUGUUAUGCCAAAAGAUGAAGACAUUCUCCAAGUGGCGUAUUCUCAAGAUGCCUACCUGAAAGGCAAUGAAGCCUACAGUGGAAAUGCCCGCAAUAUACCUGAACCCCCACCAAUUUGCUAUCCCUGGCUGCCAUCUGCCCCUUCAGCCAUGGCACAGCCAGUUGAAAUCUCUCCUCCAGAUUCAUCAUCGAGCAAACCACAAACCACUACGCCAGUACUGACGCAGCCUGGCAGGGCCUAUAGAAUGGAAAUACAAGUGCCUCCAUCACCAACAGAUGUUGCAAAGUCCAACACAGCGGUGUGUGUUUGCAAUGAAAGUGUAAGGACUGUCAUUGUACCUUCUGAGAAGGUUGUAGAUUUGUUAACUAAUAGAAACAACCAUACAGUUCCUUCACAUAGAACUGAAGAGGUGAGGUAUGGCAUAAAUGAGCAGACCGCUUUGAAAACAGUGUCAAGAACCACGUCGCCACCAUCAUCAGUUCCCACUGCCCAUCUAAUUCAUCAGACGACAGGCUCCAGAUCAUUGGAACCUUCUGGAAUCUUACUUAAAUCCAGCAAUUACAGUGGACAUUCAGAGGGAAUCUCAAGCAGCAGACCUCAAGCUGUGGAUUCUCCUUCCGUCUCUGUUAAUCACUAUUCUCCAAAUUCCCAUCAGCACAUAGACUGGAAAAACUAUAAAACUUACAAAGAGUAUAUUGAUAACAGACGAUUGCACAUAGGUUGUCGGACGAUUCAAGAAAGACUAGAUAGUUUAAGAGCAGCAUCUCAGAGCACAACGGAUUAUAACCAGGUGGUACCAAACCGCACUACUUUGCAGGUACGACGUCGAAGCACCUCUCACGAUCGAGUGCCACAGUCUGUUCAGAUCCGACAGCGCAGCGUGUCCCAGGAGAGGCUGGAAGAUUCUGUGUUGAUGAAGUAUUGCCCACGAAGUGCGUCUCAAGGAGCGCUGACAUCUCCGUCUGUUAGUUUCAGUAAUCACAGAACUCGUUCAUGGGAUUAUAUCGAGGGACAGGGCGAAACCUUAGAAAACGUGAGUUCUGAAGGUCAAAUACCCGAUUCAAAUGGAGAGCGAAAACAGACUUAUAAGUGGAGUGGAUUUACCGAACAGGAUGAUAGACGAGGUAUUCAUGAAAGACCUCGACAGCAAGAAAUUCAUAAGUCUUUUCGAGGUUCAAAUUUUACCGUGGCCCCCAGCAUCGUUAAUUCUGAUAACAGGCGAAUGACUGGCAGAGGAGUGGGGUCUGUGUCUCAGUUUAAAAAAGUGCCACCAGAUCUGAAAACACUGCAGUCCAACAGAAAUUUUCAGACUACCUGUGGAAUGUCAUUGUCUCGAGGUAUUACACAAGACAGGUCACCUCUUGUGAAAGUCCGAAGUAACUCUCUGAAAGCGCCUUCUACGCACGUCACAAAACCAUCGUUUAGCCAGAACUCACUUGUCUCUGUCAAAGACCAAAGACCAGUAAAUCAUUUGCAUCAAAACAGUCUAUUGAAUCAGCAGCCGUGGCUGAGAACCGAAAGUGCCCCGGAUCACCAAGUGGAGACGGGGAAACCCCCCUCUUUACCUGGAGCUUCUGUUAAGCCUAUCCCUCAGAUGAGUGAGAACUACGGCGCUUCGGAUUUAGAAUUACCUGCCCCUCAAAGAAAUCAAGAUUUAACUCUGCAAGAGGCUGAAAUGCAGGAAUCAAAUACCUUAGAUAAUAAAGAAACUGUCAUCCUAAGAGAAAAGCCUCCAUCUGGCCGCCAAACACCACAGCCUUUAAGGCAUCAGUCUUACAUCUUGGCAGUAAAUGACCAGGAGGCCGGGUCAGACACCACCUGCUGGCUGCCUAAUGAUGCGCGCCGAGAGGUCCAUAUAAAAAGAAUGGAGGAAAGGAAGGCCUCAAGUACCAGCCCACCUGGGGAUUCCUUGGCAUCAAUCCCAUUUAUAGAUGAACCAACGAGCCCCAGCAUUGAUCAUGACCUUGCACACAUCCCUGCUUCGGCUGUCAUCUCAGCCUCCACUCCCCAGGCACCCCAGGCGCCCCAGGCACCCUCCAUAGCAACGGUCCCGCCCAGUCUCACCACGUCGGCUCCUUUAAUUCGCCGCCAGCUCUCCCAUGAUCAAGAAUCUGUCGGCCCUCCCAGCCUAGAUGCCCAGCCCAGCUCAAAGACUGAAAGAUCAAAAUCCUAUGAUGAGGGCCUGGAUGAUUACAGAGAAGAUGCAAAAUUGUCCUUUAAGCACGUUUCUAGCCUGAAGGGAAUCAAGAUCAUAGACAGCCAGAAGUCAUCAGAAGACUCUGGGUCCAGGAAAGAUUCUUCCUCAGAGGUUUUCAGUGAUGCUGCAAAGGAAGGAUGGCUCCAUUUCCGACCACUUGUCACCGAUAAGGGCAAGCGAGUUGGUGGAAGUAUUCGGCCGUGGAAACAGAUGUAUGUUGUGCUUCGGGGUCAUUCGCUGUACUUGUACAAAGAUAAAAGGGAACAGAUGACUCCAUCUGAAGAAGAACAGCCCAUCAGCGUCAAUGCUUGCUUAAUAGACAUCUCGUACAGCGAGACCAAGAGGAAAAAUGUGUUUCGACUCACCACAUCAGACUGCGAGUGCCUUUUCCAGGCCGAGGACAGAGACGACAUGCUAGCGUGGAUCAAGACCAUCCAGGAGAGCAGCAACCUCAAUGAGGAGGACACUGGAGUGACUAACAGGGAUCUAAUUAGUCGAAGAAUAAAAGAAUAUAACAGUCUGAUGAGCAAAGCAGAACAGUUGCCAAAAACACCUCGCCAGAGUCUCAGCAUCCGGCAGACUCUGCUUGGUGCUAAAUCAGAGCCAAAGACUCAAAGUCCACACUCUCCCAAGGAAGAGUCAGAAAGGAAACUUCUCAGUAAAGAUGAUACCAGUCCCCCAAAAGACAAAGGCACGUGGAGAAAAGGCAUUCCAAGUAUUAUGAGAAAGACGUUUGAAAAAAAGCCUACUGCUACAGGAACAUUCGGUGUCAGACUAGACGACUGCCCACCCGCACACACCAAUCGGUAUAUUCCAUUAAUAGUUGACAUAUGUUGCAAAUUAGUUGAAGAAAGAGGUCUUGAAUAUACAGGUAUUUACAGAGUUCCUGGAAAUAAUGCAGCCAUCUCAAGUAUGCAGGAGGAGCUCAACAAGGGAAUGGCGGAUAUUGAUAUACAAGAUGAUAAAUGGCGAGAUUUGAAUGUGAUAAGCAGUCUACUAAAAUCCUUCUUCAGAAAACUCCCUGAGCCUCUCUUCACGAAUGAUAAAUAUGCCGACUUCAUUGAGGCCAACCGUAAAGAAGAUCCUCUAGACCGUCUGAAAACAUUAAAAAGACUAAUCCACGACUUGCCCGAACAUCAUUACGAAACUCUUAAGUUCCUUUCUGCUCAUCUGAAGACAGUGGCAGAAAAUUCAGAAAAAAAUAAGAUGGAACCCAGAAACCUAGCAAUAGUGUUUGGCCCAACUCUUGUGAGAACAUCUGAAGAUAACAUGACCCACAUGGUCACUCACAUGCCAGACCAGUACAAGAUCGUAGAGACGCUUAUCCAGCACCAUGACUGGUUUUUCACAGAAGAAGGUGCUGAAGAGCCUCUUACAACAGUGCAGGAGGAAAACACAGUAGAGUCCCAGCCAGUGCCAAACAUAGAUCAUUUACUCACCAACAUUGGAAGGACAGGAGUCUCCCCUGGAGAUGUAUCAGAUUCAGCUACUAGUGACUCAACAAAAUCUAAGGGCUCCUGGGGAUCUGGAAGAGACCAGUACAGCAGGGAACUGCUCGUGUCCUCCAUAUUCGCGGCCGCUAGUCGCAAGAGGAAAAAGCCCAAAGAAAAGGCGCAGCCCAGCAGCUCAGAAGACGAACUGGACAGUGUGUUUUUUAAGAAAGAGAGCACAGAACAGUGUCACAAUGACCUUAAAGAGGAGUCCAAAAAAGAGAGCGAGGCAUUGUGCAGAAAGCAAAGGCUCGUCCUUUCCAAAGAAAACAGCGCCAAGAAGGACAGCGGUGCCCCAAAAGAUGAAAAGACGCCCCCGCGGCAGGAGAGCGCGCCGUCGGAAGAACCCUCACCCCCGCACAGCUCGAGGCACAGCAAGUCUCCGACGCUGAGCGGCCGCUUCCCCUUGCUGAGAGACAGCUCCAGAUCCCCGGCCGCGCACAAGUCGUCUCCCCACUUGGAAGAGCCGGGGUCCGACUCUGGCCCUCUGCCCAGCACUUCCUCGCAGGCUUCUCCGGCCAGGCCUCCCACCAAGACGUCCACCAGCCCGGAAAGCAAACGCGGCGAGGUUCUGGCCACCGUGGGCACCGCCACCUCCGACUGUUCCGCCGCGCCACCCACCGCGUACCCGGCCAGCCUGGACUGCAGCCGGCUGAGCCCCGACGUGCGCUCCGUGGCCGAGAGCAAGGGGGACGAGGCGGACGACGAGCGCAGCGAGCUCAUCAGCGAGGGGCGGCCGGUGGAGACGGACAGCGAGAGUGACUUCCCCGUGUUCCCCGCGGCCCUGGCCCCGGACAGGCUCUUUCGGGGAAAGCUGCAGGAGGCCGGGAAGGCGAGCCGGAGGAACUCGGAAGGCAGCGAGGUCAGUUGCACGGAGGGAAGUCUGACACCGAGCCUGGACAGCCGAAGGCAGCUCUUCAGCUCCCACAAGCUGAUCGAGUGCGACACCCUGUCCAGGAAGAAAUCGGCGCGGUUCAAGUCCGACAGCGGCAGCCUUGGGGAUGCCAAGAGCGACCGAGAAGCCCCUGCCAUAACCCGGGUGUUUGACGUCAUGAAGAAAGGAAAGUCGACGGGCAGUUUACUGACACCGACCCGAAGUGAAUCCGAAAAACAGGAGCCCACUUGGAAGACCAAGAUAGCAGAUCGGUUAAAACUGAGACCCCGGGCGCCGGCCGACGACAUGUUCGGAGUAGGAAACCAAAAAGCGAGCGCCGAGGCGGCCAAGAGGAAAAACAUCAAACGGCGGCACACGCUAGGAGGGCACAGAGAUGCUGCCGAGAUCAGUGUUUUGAAUUUUUGGAAGGCGCACGAGCAGGGUGCGGAGAGGGAAUCCGAACUUUCAGCUGUGAAUCGGUUAAAGCCCAAGUGCUCAGCCCAGGACCUCUCCAUCUCAGACUGGCUGGCCAGGGAGCGCCUGCGCACCAGCGCCUCCGACCUCAGCAGAGGGGAGACCGGGGGCCCCCAGCCCGAGAGCUCGCGCGCCUUGGAAGGAGCCACGGCCCACGCACCUUUGUCCUCCCAGGCCGACGCGGGCGGCUCUCCCGGUACCUUGGCUUCAACCAACAGGCCCCUUCUUUCCAGCCCACCCCAGUCACCUGACCAAAUAAAUGGAGAAAGCUUCCAGAACAUGAGCCAACACGCUAGUUCUGCAGCAUUAAAUGCCCAGCCUCCUCGACUGUCUGAAACCCCCGGCGAUAAAGCACAGUUGCAUCCCUGUCUUUAAACUGGGGUAUGUCCUCCAUAGCAAAUAAAAAAAGCUACUGUUACACGUUCCAGUAACUCUGUAAAUAUUUUCUUGUACCAGAAUUGUUAUUAUGCAGCCUUCAUUUGGGCUGGUUUCAUCAUUUUGCACUGUGGAAUAGCUUUACAGUGCAUUACUACAGCCAGAAGAACAUAUAUAUAUAUAUAUAUAUAUAUAUAUAUAUAUAUAUAUAUAGGAUAGUUGUAUACAAAUGAGCAAGGUAUUUGUUGCAACUUACUACAUAGUGUAUACCCAAGAUUACUGAAGAAAAUAGCUGGCAUUAUUAGUAUGCAGCAAAUUUGUUCUUUUGGUUUCAUCACUAACAAAAGUGCCUCAUCAUAAAAAUCCAUUUGGUUAUUAGGGUGCCAUAUUGUUAAAAUUAGAUAACUUACAUUGAAUAAAUGAACGCAUUUUAUUGGUAACAAAGUUCAUUACAUUUACCAGUUUUAACACAGGUGGAUACGGAACUUCCAUUCUUUAGUCAUUCCAGGUGGAUCUCUGAGUUUUAUAUUCAAACUUUUAAUACAGUUUUUGAGUUUUGUGUGACUUGAAUUUUUAAUCUUUCUGUAAAAUACGUAACUUAAAUGAACAUAUUAUAUGUGUAUCUUUUCUUCAGAUACCAGAUUUGAUAUAAAUGUUGUAACAUAGGUGUGUAGAUAGUGACCUGGACGGAACUGGCUUCUUUAUCGAGAAGAAUAUAAUUCUGCAUGAGGACUUAAUGAAUCCAAACCUGUGUCAUGCCUGUGUGCAUACCCAAUUAAACACUGGAAAUAAAAAUUGUUUUGGUGAA
Molecule: messenger RNA, 7433 nt
Organism: Prionailurus viverrinus (fishing cat)
Lineage: Eukaryota; Metazoa; Chordata; Mammalia; Carnivora; Felidae
Gene: ARHGAP21
Product: Rho GTPase activating protein 21
Biological process (GO): signal transduction; Golgi localization
Molecular function (GO): protein binding
Source: RefSeq, a predicted model, not a curated record